Molecule: messenger RNA, 267 nt
Organism: Camelus dromedarius (Arabian camel)
Lineage: Eukaryota; Metazoa; Chordata; Mammalia; Artiodactyla; Camelidae
Gene: PRM3
Product: protamine 3
Exons: 1
Coding region: 1-267 (88 amino acids)
Biological process (GO): flagellated sperm motility
Cellular component (GO): cytoplasm
Source: RefSeq, a predicted model, not a curated record
AUGGGUUCCCGCUGUGCCAAGCUCGGCACAGGCCAUGGCCGGGGCCACGAAUCCUCCAUGAAGAAGCUUGUGGCCUGCGUGAGUCAGGACAACUUCUCCUUGUCGUCGGAGAGUGAGGAAGAGGAGGAGGGAGAGGGAGUGGAAGAGGAAGAGGAGCUCCCGGUGCAGGGCAAGCUGCUGCUGAUGGAGCCUGAGCAGCAGGAGGAAGGUGCCGAAGAUGACGCUGUGGUCCAGCAGGGCCCCGAGCCCGAGCAGACGCACUCUUGA